Molecule: messenger RNA, 532 nt
Organism: Meloidogyne enterolobii
Lineage: Eukaryota; Metazoa; Nematoda; Chromadorea; Rhabditida; Meloidogynidae
Source: the annotation of a GenBank genome assembly
AUGAAAUAUUUAUUUAUAUUAUUUUUUCUAUUUCUUAUUUUAAAUAAAAUUAUUGGAUUAAAUAAUAAUUCAGAAAAUACUAACAAACAAAAUAUUUUUGAUCGGAUAUUUAAUCGUCAUGGGCAUAAUUUCAAAAAUAAAACAAAGGAAUUUGAGGAUACCAAAACAAAAUGUGUUUAUUGUCAAAAUCCAACAAUUGAAUUGACUGGAGGUAAAAUUGAAGGGAGAGUUUCUUUUGUAGCUGGAAAGAAUAAACCAGCAAUUGUUUUUGAAGGAAUUCCAUUUUCUGAGCCUCCAAUUGGAAAGCUUCGGUUUUUACCUUUAAAGGAAAAAAAACCUUGGAAUGGAAUAUUAAAUGCAACUAAAUAUAGUGCUGCUUGUCUUAGUAAUACAACAAGCACUCGUUCUCCACAAAAAUAUAUUUCUGAAGAUUGUAUUUAUAUUAAUAUAUUUACUAGCCCUAAAUGUUUGGCAAAAAACCAAAAACUGCCCAAUUCUAUUUUAUAUUCAUGGUGGAGGCUUUGCUUAUGAU